Messenger RNA from Mobula hypostoma (lesser devil ray), 3251 nucleotides. RefSeq names its product solute carrier family 15 member 1-like. The record is from RefSeq and is a predicted model, not a curated record. Gene Ontology annotation, molecular function: dipeptide transmembrane transporter activity. The transcript is spliced from 25 exons. Bases 266 to 2785 code for a protein of 839 amino acids. NCBI's taxonomy places the organism in Eukaryota, Metazoa, Chordata, Chondrichthyes, Myliobatiformes, Myliobatidae. Gene Ontology annotation, biological process: dipeptide import across plasma membrane. Gene Ontology annotation, cellular component: membrane.
AUGGCAACGGCUGCUACAGUUGGCAGAAAGGAGCGGGACCUAACGAGCUAGCAGGGUGCAACGGUCGGAGCGGGAGCGGGGGUCGGGUUCGGCACACCGGAACCGGGCCGAGUAGGAAGUAAUGGCCUGCAUCCAAUGUCACCUUGUUCCUUAGCUCUUGAAAAUAUACCUCUGUAAGGUCACCCCUCAGCUUCAGUUUCUCCUGAGAAAACAAGCCCAACCUAUCCAAUUUCUCUCCAACCCAGGCAACAUUCUGUAGGUAGAAAUGGAAGAAAGUGAGACCAUUGAUUUUCAGGCUAUGGAACAGGAGUUGCAGAUGGCUGUGGCCAUUGAUGAAAAAAACCAGCGAGAAAAUAAUGCCAAGCUUAAAGCAGUUCAGCAGAAAGUGGAAACAUAUGAAGAAUUUAGGGAUAUUGUGCAAGCUUCGCAUUUGAAGCCUUUGGAAUUGCAAGACAAGUUGGGAGCAAGGAAUCAACCCUGGAAUACGUAUGCUACGAAGGAAAAGAGCAGUGUUGAGGUGGAGUUAUCCAAGGUCCUGCUACAGCCUGCUGAUACAUCCAUGACUGAGUACGAGAACUUGGAUGAUCACCAUUCAGAAGGAACUGACAACGUGGAGCCAGCUUCAAAACCACAGCUUCCUCAAGUGAAUGGACAAGCCUGGGGGAGACUGCUGAAAGUCUUUGACUUGUCCUUGGCUGCAAUCUUCAUUUUGGUCACCGAAUUCUUUGAAAAGCUUGCUUACUUUGGUCUGAGAGCUAUCCUGGUGCUGUACUUCACUGAUGCGCUGCUGUUGACCGACAGUAAAGCCACAUCUUUCUACCAUGUUUUCAUCUUCUUCUCCGUAUCCUUCACCAUCUUGGGAGCAUUCCUUUCGGACUUCUGCUUUGGUCGAUACAGGUGUAUUCUGAUCGCCACCAUAUUGUUCCUGUUUGGUAGCAUUAUUUUGUCAACUACUGCCAUUUCAGUACUAAAUGGAAAGUCAGGUGUGGGUUCCUAUAUUGGAUUCUUCCUCAUCACCUUGGGAUCUGGCUGCAACCGAUCCAACAUGUCACCUUUUGGUGCUGAUCAGAUUGGUGCAAAAGAGGAGAAACGAUACCGGAUGUACUUCUCAUUUUAUUACUUUUCGAUGAAUUUGGCAUCUUUAAUCUCUGGUAUUGCCAUACCGAUUCUGAGAGAGGAUGUCCAUUGUUUCAAUGCAGACUGCUACCCCCUUGCAUUUGGAGUUUCUGCGAUAGCUCUAUUAGUGGCUUUAGUGGUUUUUGGACUGGGCACUUUCAGUUACAAGAUCUACCCACCAACUGGAAACAUGUUCUGUAAAGUGGCCUCUGCCUCAAGAAGUGCUCUCAAAAACAAGAUCAAAUGGUUGAUGAAUAAGAGGAAGGAGAAAGCUAAAGACCAUUGGUUGGACUGGGCUGACCCAAGCUAUGAGAAAAAGAUAAUCAGCGAUGCAAAGCGCCUGUACAACUUGUUGGCGUUAUUCCUCUUGCUGCCAAUGUACUGGGCCCUCUAUGAGCAGCAGGGCUCACGGUGGACCCUUCAGGCCCAGGAGAUGAAUCGCAAUGUGGGUUCGCUUGAACUGAAACCUGACCAAUUACAGACCCUGAACGUAUUCUUUGUGCUGUUGCUGUUGCCAUUGUUUGAAGGAGUCAUCUAUCCUCUGUUUGAGAAGAUAAACUUACAAUUUCACCCAGUUGCAAGGAUGUCCAUUGGUCUGUUUGGAGCUGUUGUUGCAUUCUUGAUCGCUGGGAUUGUCCAGUUGCAAAUUCAGAAGUGGCAGGUUCUACCUCAGCCAGACGGUGUGACAAAUCUGAAAAUUUAUAAUGGAGCGUUUUGUAAACUUAACAUUGAUUUUUUGGAAAAUCAUUUUGUGAUGGAUCAACACAUGCUAUCUGCCCACUAUCCUGUGCCCAUCGAUCCUUACCCACUGCACAUCGCUCCUAUGCACUGCUUAGUGCCUCCGUUGUCAGAAAGCAUCAACUUCACAAUGGGCCUAGGGGCCAGAAGUACCCUCUUCAUCAUGCAAGAUCUCAAAACUAGGGAAUUAACUGUUGAACAGAUUCCUGACAACAAUAUGAAGAUUUUGGAUAACUUAGCACUUGUUCGGAUCUUGCUCCUGCUGGGAACAGCAUCAAUGAGCCACAACAGAACUGUGAGAUUGAUGUGCAAACCAGAUACUGUUGAAGAUUUAGCUGUAAUGCCAUCUGUCGUAUCAAACUACACAUUUGUGCAACUAGGCAGGUGCUCUUUAGGGCUGUCACAGGAGGCUGGGCUCAGCUUUUUGCCUGUCGGGGGAGAGGUGGCGCUGAGGGAAGGUGGAGUUUAUACAAUUGUUCUCCAUCAAGCAAACAACACAGCGAAUGUCACCAUGCAGUUGCUCAUUGACAGAUGGCCAAAGAUGGUCUCGGUGAUGUGGCAGAUUCCUCAGUACCUGGUACUCGCAAUAUCUGAGAUACUGUUUGUGGUGCCUGGUCUGCACUUGGCUUAUACUCAGGCACCGUCCUCCAUGAGAUCCGUGACGACAGCAGCCUGGUUUGCUAUCCAAGGUGUGGGAAAUCUCAUCGUUGUGAUAAUUGCAGAGAGUACAAUAAUAAAGAACCAGGCAGUGGAGUUCUUCAUGUUUGCCGCACUCAUGGGAUUGAUUUCACUCAUCUUCUUUGCCACGUCAAGAUUUUAUAAAUAUCAACCGAUUGACACCGAAGGCACAGACAAAGCGAGUGAAUCUGAUGGACUGAAUUCGGACUUAAAACCACCUUCACUUUACUCAGACAAAGAGGAAAACAGAUAGCUCCUCACGAAACCAAGGAGCUACACUAAUGGAAGUCUACACAGUUUGUGUGUGUGUGUCUGUGCGAGUGUGUGUGUGUCUGUGCGAGUGUGUGUCUGUGCGAGUGUGUGUCUGUGCGAGUGUGUGUGUGUCUGUGCGAGUGUGUGUGUGUCUGUGCGAGUGUGUGUUUGUGCGAGUGUGUGUCUGUGCGAGUGUGUGUGUCUGUGCGAGUGUGUGAGAGUCUGUGCGAGUGUGUGUGAGUAGGACUCCAUGAUAUUUGUUAAUCUUAAGCAAUAUUUUCACUGACCUCAACUAAGUGUUCACUUUGAUUGAAACUUGAUGUUGAACAUAAUGUUUGCCGUCUGGAUCUGGUACAGCAGAUGUAAACUCUGAUGAGAUCCAGUGACUGUACAACCACAGCAGAAAUCUGCAAUCGUCAAGUUCUAACUUUUGUUUUGGCUUGAUAUGAGCAAUAAACUCAAUGUGU